CAGAUUGAUAUAACUUUCCAUUUUAAAUCUUUUCAGGACUUAAGCAGUUCUGACCUGAUCAGACCAAAGAUCAGCUUGGUGUGUCAGAUUGUGAGGGUGGGACACAUGGAGCUGAAGGAUGGGAAGAAGCACACCUGUGGACUCCGGAGGCCCUUCGGGGUUGCAGUGAUGGACAUCACUGAUAUCAUCCAUGGCAAGGUGGACGAUGAGGAGAAGCAACAUUUCAUCCCAUUUCAGCAGAUAGCCAUGGAGACCUACAUCAGGCAGCGACAGCUGAUCAUGUCCCCUCUGAUAACGUCCCACGUGAUCGGUGAGAACGAGCCCCUCACAGCUGUGUUCAACAAGGUCAUCGCCGCAAAGGAAGUCAAUCAUAAAGGACAAGGUCUUUGGGUCUCCCUGAAACUUCUCCCUGGGGAUCUAGCUCAGGUUCAAAAGGAUUUUUCCCACCUUGUAGACAGAUCAACUGCUGUGGCUCGCAAAAUGGGAUUCCCUGAGAUCAUCCUGCCUGGUGAUGUUCGAAACGACAUCUACGUCACCCUGAUACAAGGGGAGUUUGACAAAGGGAAGAAGAAGACUCCCAAGAAUGUAGAAGUCACCAUGUCUGUACAUGACGAGGAUGGAAAUCUCCAAGAGAAAGCCAUCCAUCCUGGUGCUGGUUAUGAAGGUGUCUCUGAAUACAAGUCUGUGGUUUAUUACCAAGUCAAACAACCUUGUUGGUAUGAGACUGUAAAGGUGGCCAUAGCAAUAGAAGAAGUUAGUCGUUGCCAUUUGAGGUUCACCUUCCGUCAUCGCUCCUCGCAGGAAUCCAGGGACAGAUCUGAGAGACCCUUUGGCAUGGGCUUUGUGAAGCUGAUGAAUGUAGAUGGAACAACACUGCAAGAUGGCAAACACAAUUUGAUUGUGUAUAAGGGUGAUAACAAGAAAAUGGAAGAUGCCAAAUGCUAUUUGACUCUUCCUUGUACCAAAAUGGAGAUGGAGGAGAAGGAAGUUCCUUCAGGGAAGAAUCUGCACCAUGUAGCCAACUUCACCCCCACUAAAGACAGCACUAAAGACAGCUUCCAGAUUGCCACUGUCAUCUGCUCCACCAAGCUGACGCAGAAUGUUGACCUGCUGGGUCUUUUGAACUGGCGCUCCAACUCGCAGAACAUCGCUCACAACCUCAGGAAGCUCAUGGAGGUGGAAGGAGGAGAAAUUGUAAAGUUCUUGCCAGACACCCUUGAUGCACUUUUCAACAUCAUGAUGGAGAUGUCAGAAAAUGAAGCCUAUGACUUCCUUGUGUUUGAUGCUCUGGUAUUUAUUAUUUCUCUGAUUGGAGACAUCAAGUUCCAACAUUUCAAUGCUGUCCUUGAGACUUAUAUUUACAAGCACUUCAGUGCAACCCUGGCAUAUGUGAAACUCACCAAAGUACUGAACUGUUACGUGGGAAAUGCUGAGGACUCCAGCAAGACAGAAGUGCUCUUUGCUGCCCUGAAAGCCCUGAAGUACCUGUUCAGGUUCAUCGUGCAGUCACGGAUGUUGUACGUGAGUGUCUAUGGGAAGAGUGAAGAUGGGAAUGAAUUUAAUGAUGCAAUACGGAAACUCUUCCUCUCCUUCAACAUCCUCAUGGACAGACCUUUGGAGGAGGCUGUCAAGAUUAAGGGUGCAGCCUUAAAGUACUUGCCAAGCAUCAUAAAUGAUGUCAAAAUGGUGUUUGACCCUGUUGAGCUCAGUGUCCUCUUCAGCAAGUUCAUCCAGAGCAUUCCUGACAACCAACUCGUCCGGCAGAAGCUCAACUGCCUCACUAAGAUCGUCGAGAGUGACCUGUUCAAACAGGCUGAAUGCAGAGAUGCUCUUCUGCCCCUCCUCAUUGACCAGCUGAGUGGACAGCUGGAUGACCAUUGCAACAAGCCUGACCAUGAGGCAUCCUCACAGCUGCUUAGCAGUGUCCUGGAGGUCCUGGAUAGGAAAGAUGUGGGUCCCACUGCUUUCCACAUCCAGCUGAUCAUGGAGCGCCUGCUGAGGAGGAUAAACCGCACGGUGAUCGGCAUGAGCAGACAGUCUCCACACAUUGGUAUUUUUGUGGCCUGCAUGACAGCCAUCCUGAGGCAGAUGGAUGACUUCCAUUACAGCCAUUACAUCGCUACUUUCAGAACCACACAGGACAUUGUUGACUUCCUGAUGGAAACAUUCAUCAUGUUUAAGGAUCUGAUUGGAAAAAAUGUGUAUGCAGCUGACUGGAUGGUCAUGAACAUGAUGCAGAGCAGGGUUUUCCUCCGGGCAGUGAACCAAUUUACCUGUGUCCUCAACCAUACCUUCCUGGAUCCAGCAAAUUUUGAACUCCAGCUCUGGAACAACUAUUUCCACUUGGCAGUGGCCUUCCUCACCCAUGAAUCCCUCCAGCUGGAGACCUUCUCCCAAGCCAAACGCAACAAGAUUGUCAAGAAGUAUGGAGACAUGAGGAAAGAAAUUGGCUUCAAAAUAAGGGAUAUGUGGUAUAACCUGGGUCCCCACAAAAUCAAAUUCAUUCCAGCAAUGGUUGGUCCAAUGCUGGAGGUAACUCUGGUCCCAGAGCCUGAGCUCAGGAAGGCAACAAUUCCUAUCUUCUUUGACAUGAUGCAGUGUGAGUUCAACUUCAGUGGGAACAGAAGCUUCUAUAUG
This is a messenger RNA of Acanthisitta chloris (rifleman), 2637 nucleotides long. RefSeq names its product dedicator of cytokinesis protein 5-like. Gene Ontology annotation, cellular component: cytoplasm; plasma membrane. The record is from RefSeq and is a predicted model, not a curated record. NCBI's taxonomy places the organism in Eukaryota, Metazoa, Chordata, Aves, Passeriformes, Acanthisittidae. Gene Ontology annotation, molecular function: small GTPase binding; guanyl-nucleotide exchange factor activity. Gene Ontology annotation, biological process: small GTPase-mediated signal transduction; cell migration.